Messenger RNA from Symbiodinium natans, 2739 nucleotides. Lineage: Eukaryota; Dinophyceae; Suessiales; Symbiodiniaceae. The record is from the annotation of a GenBank genome assembly.
AUGGCGAGCGUCUGGGGAGCCAGUGGCCACGAAAGCACUUGCGUGAGCAAUCGCGGUCUGCCGUAUGACCAGCGCAACUGCGAUGCUCUUUGCAAGGAUCGCGGGUGUUUGUGGAAGGAGAAUGCAUGCGUGUGCGAAGAUGGGGUGUAUUCCAGGUCAAGACGACCGUUGCGUAUGCAAAGAUGGUGGAAAAUUUUCGAAGACGAGUCGCAGGUGCGGGCCAUCAAGACCGCUCUCGCCUUCUACCGAGAAGGAGUUGUGACGAGUUGUGAGCUGUCGUGCCGGGCGCCCGUGCACGUGUUGGCCAGGGAGGAGGUUUUCGUGGUUUCGUCGACUGCCGUCGACGAGCCUGAGCUUACGACACUUGCGGGGGAAUACGAGCAGACAGGCCGCAACCACGGCAAGCCGUUCUUCCGCCGCCGGCGAACUUCCGAGGAGGCGGAGGAGAUCUACCUCUACUUCUGGGACUUGCGCGACGGGCCAGACUUUGUCGGGUGGUGGCUGGGGCAGUCCGUGGGCGCCUCGCUCGUCUGGAGUCGAUGCGAGGCAGCAGAGGACCGGCCCCCCUCAAGCGGCUGGCGCAUCCCCUGGGACGGGGCGGUGAGCGACCACUUGCAGGUCCGUCGACUUUCUCCUCCAACUCCAGCACCCACAAAGGAAGAGGUGAAAGAGGAAGAUGUGGAACAAGCACCAUCAGAAGAGCAGCAGGAGCAGCUAUUGCUGGCCAGAGAUCAGGUGGCUUUGGUCGAAGCGGAGGCAACGCAGGUCUUGGAGACGGCGGUCGCCAUGCUCGAAGGCGAGGUGCCUGAGGAUGUCGCCCGCACCGUCGUGGAGUCGGUGCAAGCCCAGCUGGAGUCGCUUUUGGAGGUGCAUCAGUCCUUGGCCGCGGACAUUGUCAAGGCGAGACGUAGCUCGAGAGAGAUCCUCCCAGAGCUCACGAAGCUUACGCCUCGAGUGCGCUCCGUGCAGAGUAGCCUGGCACAAGUCUUGGGCCAGGCACAGGAUCUGGUAUUGCAGCCUCCGAAAUUGGAGACGACGAAUCCGGAGGAGGACCAGCAUGCGGGGCAGCUCCGAGCGGACUUGUCCGAGGCCGCCGACAGCCUGCACGAGGCGGAGGAGAAGCUCCACUCCCUCCUCUCCCUGGACAAGGCCGGCGGGCCGAGAAAUCCGCUCGACGAGCUGGCCGAGCAGGCGGAGAAGGCCCUGAAAGCAGCAAGAGCCGUUGCAGCCAGGCAAGUGGCAGCGGCUAGAAAGUUCACCCCUCGCGUCCGGAACUUGGCCGCCACGGAAUACGCAAAGCUGCAGAAGAAGCUCCAACGCCUUGAGGCCGAGCUCAGGCCGCUCCGAGCCCCGAAGCCUCCGCCCGUCGACACCGCGGCGCUGGCGGAGCUGGCGGGGACGCUGGCGCAGGUGGAGUCGGGCGUCCAGGAAGCCAACAUCGCGCUUGAUGCUGGCGACUUGGCCCCCGAUGCGCUGCAGAAGUUGGAAGCCGAUCUUCUGGCUUGGCUGAAAGCGCUGGCAGCCGGGAAGAAGGCGCAGGAGGCGUUGGGCAGGCCUGCAAAGGGCAGCGGAGCAAAGCCUCCGCCGGAGCUGGCGGAGCUGGCGGAGCUCCGGGCGCGGAUGCUGACCUGCAAGGAAGGCCUGGACGCAGUGGCGGCCCGACUGCGCGAUGUCAAGGAGGACCUCCGCUGCCAGAAGAUGCUCCGUGCAGCCGCGGAGCGCACGCAGGCUGCCGAGGAUCAGGUGGAGGCGGUCUCGAGCAGCCGCGCAGCCUUUGAGCAGGGCAUGUUUGAGAUGACUGCGGAGGAGGCAUCAAGGGCCGGUGCCCAAUGCCGGCAGGAGGCGGACCGGUGUCAGACCAAGGUGCAACAAGCUGGAGCUUUCCUGCGCGCCCGCCUUGGCGACAUCGGCCACGUGCCCGAGAAGAGCCGACCCCAUGCGGAGCGGGAGCUGAGACGGCUGCAGCUCCGUCUGGAGACGGUGCUGCAGAAGUUGGAGACGAUCCGCGAGGACGUGGGCCAGAACGAGGCCUGGGUGCUGCUGCAAGAUGCGGUGGCGCCCGUGGCCGAAGUCGAGCUUCUGGUUCAGAAAGCCGAGGAGGCAAGCACUCCCCUAAUCGCAGCAUCCCAGGACGGGCGCGCGGAACUCGAGGGUCUGCGGGAGGCCAUGCAGCGGAUGCUGGACACCGAGAAGGAGGCGGCCUUGUCGGUAGCAGCCGCGCGGCGGCUGCUGGCCAGCAAGGAGCACCAGGCCCAGGAGCGGCAGAAGGAGAUCCCUCCGUUCGCGCAAGGUUUGCGUGAGCUGCAAGAUCGCCUGCAGCGAGCGCAGCAGAAACUGGCGGAUCAGCGCAAGCGCGCGCUCCAGGGUGAAAGGCUCUGGCAGGCGCAGCUCCUACUGGAGCAGCUGGUCGAGCGGAUGCAGCCUGUGGAGGCGGAGGUGGAGCAGGUGGAGCUCCUUUGUACCCCAGUGGGGGAUGAGGGCGCGCCGACGGAGGAGCAGCGCGCGGAAGCCGAGGGAGCCAUCGGAGCCGCCGAGCAGUCCCUCCUCGACGUCGAGGAAGACUUGGCCACCGCUCGGACGCGGCAAGGUGCAGUGGCAACCAGUCCGGAGGCCGCCGAGGCGCUGUUGCAGCUCGAGGUGCGCCUACAAAACUGCCGAGGCCGCUUGUUCGACGUUCGCUGCAACUCGCCCUUGCUGGCCCAGUCUGAGGCUCCGUUGCCCAAGCGCCGCCGCACGUAG